AUGUCCGAGGGAUCUUACCAACGUCUCUGGGACUCCUCCCACGUGACCCUGCAAGAGCUUCUGGACAAAGAGCAGCCCCUGCUCGAACCCGUGCCCGACCGGGAGCGUGAGUCCUUCCAAUACAAGCUCUCGUCGCUCUAUCUGCUCUACUUGGGGCUGCUACGCCGCCUCGACACGGUCUACGACCAGAUGGUGCAGCCGCAGAAGCGGCGGCUGUUGCGGCGCCUCCUGGACGGCGUGGCGGGCCGCGUGCUGGAGCUCAAGGACGAACUGGUGCGCGCCGACCUGUCCGAGUACCACUGCCUGGACAAAGCGCUGCAGGAUCUCAAGCUCACGCCGGCAGACCUGGAGGUUCCAAUUCCCAGAUACUUCCUGCUGGAGCAGUCCAUCGUCCUGAAAGAACGAGAGCUGCUGCUGAUGGAAAUCCUGGCAAGAAUAGAGCCAAUGUACACUGAGGAGAGAUUUCCAGAACUGCACCGGACCGAGGCCAUAAUCUUAGUGCAACGGGCCGAGCGGGCCAGGCAAGGCCGGCUCAGAGCCAGGUUCAUGCAACAGAUUCGGAAAGAGGAAGAGAGGGAUCGGAAGAUUCGGGAGGAGGGGUGGCACACAUUCAGCCAGAAUCAAGCAGCUACCAACAUCCAGAAGGUGUGGAAAGGCUACCUGCAGAGGAAGCGCACUCAGCAGGAACGGCAGGUGGAGAUGGAGUUCAUCGGCAUGCUCCCCUCGCCCACCAUGCUGCAGGGCUCAGGCGUCAUAUCCCAGGCCUGUCUCACUGAGGAUGUCCGGAGGCUCAACCAGAUGGAGAAGGAGGAAGAGUUCCAGAUGGCUCUUUCUCGGGCUCACGUGUCUCUCAUGGAGACCGAGGGGCCUGACAUAAAGGAGAAGAUGAAGGAGCAAAUUCGACAGUGGUUCAUCGAGUGCCACUCCCUUACUGGCCGGUUCCCUGAUUAUCCAGAUGAGGCUGCAGGUGGCUCCUACCUGAUCUUUGCAGACAAGACUCCAGAACAGGUGAGAAUGGAACUGGAGCUGCAAGCCCAGAAGAGCAAAAAGAAGGAACAAGAAAAAAAUAAGGAGACAGAAAACAAGAUAAAAGAGGUGGAGGAGAAGAAGAAGAAGAAGAAAGAAAAGGAAGACAAGACCAAGAAGGGGGAAGUGGAUACAAUGCUGAAAUUAAUGCCAUCCAAAUUUAUACCUGUGAUUAAUGCUGGACACGAGGAGUACAUAAAGACGUGGAGGAACCAACAGGGGAGCACACACACCAGUCAGAAUUUUGACCUUGAGACCCUCCUGGAGGAAAAGAGGAAGCAAGUGGAAGUGCAUAUCCGGAUACAGGUGGAUGAGCUGAUGCGUCAAGAGCUGAAGAACCUGCGUCUGGCCGUGGACAGGGAGGAGGGGAGACCCCUGAAAGCUCCCAAGAAAAAAUCUGGGAAGAAAAUGGGGAAGAAGAAGAAGGAGAAAGAUCUGACCCUAAACAGGACAUUGGACUCUCUGUUCGAAGAGCUUGUCGUUCAUGGCCUUCUAAAGAAGAAUGAGACGGUGGCACUGAAAGACUAUGUUGGUGAUUGCCUCUAUCUUGGAUCUGUUCUGAAUUUGGCAAACAAGCUGCCCAUGCCCUCCCUGUUUGACAUACGACAGAAUGUGGCCUUGUACGGGGUGCUUCGGCUCGGCUCCCCAGCUAUACACUCCAUGGCUCCCCUCAUCCGCUCCAUUCUCCUAGUGGGCCCCUCUGGCAUGGGGAAGAAGAUGCUGGUCAAGGCUGUGUGCACAGAAACCGGUGCCAAUCUGUUUGACCUGUCACCUAGCAACUUGCAGGGCAAAUAUCCUGGCAAGACUGGGGUGCAGAUGAUGGUGCAUAUUGUCUUUAAGGUGGCUCGACUCCUACAGCCCUCUGUGAUCUGGAUUGGGAAUGCGGAAAAGAAUUUCUAUAAGAAGGUCCCAAAAGAGGAGAGAGAGAUGGACCCAAAGCGAAUCAAGAAGGAUCUCACCAAGGCCCUGCAACUGCUGGGUCCCGGGGACCGUGUGAUGCUGAUCGGAACAACAGCACGGCCACAGCUGGCCGAGUUGAAGGGGCUGUGCCAGACCUACGAGCGCAUCCUCCUUAUUCCCAGGCCGGAUUAUGCUUCCCGCUAUGUGCUCUGGAAGCAUAUGAUAGAGACCCAGGGAGUCCAGGUGACCAAGAGCCUGGACAUUAGUGCCCUGGCCAAGGUGUCUGACGGCUACACGCCUGGUCACAUUCUGCAAGCCACCCAAUCGGUGCUGACUGAGCAGCGGCUCCUGCAACUGUCCAGGCGGCCCCUGGUGGCCUCAGAGUUCCUGGGGCACUUGGCAAAGCUGGAGCCAGUGUACAAAGAGGAGGAGGAGUCCCUGAAGGAGUGGUACUUCAAGACCCCGCUGGGCAAGAAGAGAAUGAAACUUAACAAGGACCAAUUCGAGGCUGAGGAGGCCAGGCAGGCAAAGGACAAGAAGAGAAGGAAGUGAUGGCUGAGGCCAGAG
Messenger RNA from Choloepus didactylus (southern two-toed sloth), 2493 nucleotides. It is a transcript of the gene DRC11L, whose product is annotated as IQ motif containing with AAA domain 1 like. The transcript has 19 exons. Gene Ontology annotation, molecular function: ATP hydrolysis activity; protein binding; ATP binding. Lineage: Eukaryota; Metazoa; Chordata; Mammalia; Pilosa; Megalonychidae. The record is from RefSeq and is a predicted model, not a curated record. Bases 1 to 2478 code for a protein of 825 amino acids.